AUGGGAGAACACCGCCUUAUCAUUGACAACGGCGAUCAGCGGAAACUCGAUGAAUUGAUCUCCGCGAGAGGAAAAUGGGUCAAUAAGUUGGAGCAGGCUCCCGAAUACAGCUAUGUAUGCUGUAGUGCAACAGACAGGGAUGCCGACGUAACGCAUAUGUAUGCGGAAGGCGAACAAUGUUUUUUGCAAGGGGGACCGGGAAUCGAUUCUGUUUCGUUGAAAACAUCGGAAAACAAAUGA
Messenger RNA from Necator americanus (New World hookworm), 240 nucleotides. RefSeq lists its product as uncharacterized. Lineage: Eukaryota; Metazoa; Nematoda; Chromadorea; Rhabditida; Ancylostomatidae. The record is from RefSeq and is a predicted model, not a curated record. Bases 1 to 240 code for a protein of 79 amino acids. The transcript is spliced from 2 exons.